UUUUGCUAUAUUAGCCGGAGGUCGCGGAAGAGUUGAAUCAGUUUGAGCUGCGCAGCCGAACUUUGAGGAUCGCUGAGACGUCGUGCAAGAAAGUCGAUCAAAACCGAGAUAUUCGUGCUGUGCUCUGUGCUAAAAAUCUUCAAGAAACUAAAUCUUAAAGAAUUUCUAAUAAAAAAAAAUUAUAAAAAAGAGAUCAAAAAAAUCUCCCGAUAUCCUUGUGCUGUGCAGUGUUCUAAAAUUAAAAGUGCUUGAUCAAAAUGUCCAAUCAAAUGGAGUUUAUUAUGCAACUUUAUAUGAUGAACUUGCUGCAACAGCAACAGCAGCAGCAGCAACAACAACAGCAGCAGCAGUUGCAACUGCAACAGCAACAGCAGCUGACUGGAUACACUUACACACAGAACGAGGAUAUCUCGAGCAGCACUUGCAUGCAACAACUCCAACACGAACAGCAGCAACAGCAACAGCAAGAGCAACUGCAACAGCAAGAACAUCUCAAGACAAGAACGCACAAACGAAUUAGCUCGCAAAACACCAACUGUAGUAGUAGCCGUAGUUGUAGUCCCAAUAGUAAUUUGAUUGCUUUUCAAAAUCACACACCCGCCACACCUAACAACAACAACACACAGAACCUUGUCGGUCAAAUGUUGCUUAACAGCCUGCCGCCGCUGACACAGUUAAUGUUGCAGCAACAGCACCAGCAGCAGCAGCAACAGCAACAUUUGCUGGCAACAUCAAACCUUCUACUAACCCCCAACAAUACUCCCAACUCGAUGGGCAAGCAGGAGGCACAGUUGCAACAUCAGUUGCUCCUGGGCCAAUACGCCAGCUCCCUGCAAUCGGAACAGUAUUCCACAAAUAAUUUUCUGCAAUCCUCCACAGUGACAUCAACGCCAAUCGAGAAGACAGUGCAACAUGCCGCCGCCUCCGAAGCUGAAGCAUCACUUGGAGGAGUAGUGGCCUCCACCAUGGGGGCGCAUGUUGCCGACAAUCUUUCGGCGGUCACGGUUAAGUUUGAGCAGGAUGAUGACGAGGAGGACGAGGACGAUGACAAGCCGUUGUCUAGCCUCCACAGCUGCAGCUCCUCGGGCGUGGCAAGCAACAGCACCCACACCAAUGCCAGUUCCGAGAAGCUGCUGCUGCUGUCGGGCGUGCAACCGCUGGAGUCAACCACGGAUAGUAUUGACUCGCCCAGCAUGUACACGCCCGUGAAGCAGCCGGCGGACUCAUCGUACAGCGUCACGCCCGUCGAAAGCGAACCCACCCCCUAUACCACUCCCCUGCAACAGUCACAGACUCCAGCCUCCCUUCUCACCCCCCCGUCCAGCGAGCAGAGCAAGAGCCUGGUCAGUCUUUCGGCUGCCAGUAGCCUGGACGCUCUGCUUCAAAACGAGGAUAACCUGAAGAACCUGCGCAAAGUGUCCUCCUAUCUGGAGUGCGAGAACACCCUUUGCCGACAGGAGAAUCUGCGAGAGCACUUCCACUGCCACGAGGAGCCGUGCCAGGGCAAGAUCCUGAGCAAGAAAGACGACAUUAUUCGGCACCUGAAGUGGCAUAAGAAGCGCAAGGAGAGCCUUAAGCUGGGCUUCGCCCGAUUCUCCUCCGCGGACGACUGUGCUCCGGCCUACGGAGAGGGAUGUGCCUACAACUGGAAGCAGACCCACUACCAUUGCGUCUAUGAGCACUGCCCCAAGGUGUAUGUGAGCACCAGUGAUGUCCAGAUGCAUGCCAACUUCCAUCGAAAGGAUUCCGAGAUCGUGAACGAGGGAUUCCGGCGGUUCCGGGCGCACGAGAACUGUCGGAUCGAGGAUUGCCCCUUCUACGGCAAGAAGAUAUCCCAUUAUCAUUGCUGUCGGGAAGGAUGCAAUCACACAUUCAAAAACAAGGCCGAUAUGGACAAACACAAAACGUACCACCUGAAAGACCAUCAACUGAAGAUGGACGGUUUCAAGAAGAUCCUGAAGACCGAGGUGUGCCCUUUCGAUGCCUGCAAGUUCUCCUCGGUCUGCAACCAUAUUCACUGCGUCCGUGAAGGAUGCGACUACAUCCUGCACUCCAGCAGCCAAAUGAUCAGCCACAAGCGGAAGCACGAUCGCCAGGAUGGAGAGCAGGCCUACCAGCAUUUCAAAACCAGACAGCAGGAUACGGAGGAGAGCUCCUUGGAUGCCACACCACUACAGCAGCAGCCGAUCACCGUGAAUGGGGCAGCUCCAGCACAGAUUGGUAAUUCGGCAACUAACACCUCCACUCCACUCUCCUCCCUGUCCGCCGAGCACUUCCUGUCCAGGAAGCGAGGCAGGCCGCCCAAGAAAAUUCAACUCCCUGCUGAUGCCCAACAGCCGGAGGCCAAGCGCCUCAAGGUAGAGGAGGAUCAAUCCGCCAAGACCCCCGGCUCCGGACUCUAUCCCGGCCUGCUACCAACUGCCUCCGCUUCUGUAGUGGAUCCCAGUGCCCCAAAUUUCCAGCUCACCCACCUGAUGGCCCUCUUCCAGCUGCAAAACCCGCUCUUCUACCAGAAUCUCUAUCCCGGCAUGACUCAGAAUCCUUCGAUGCUGGGAAAUCUGGCGGCCCUGGGAGCCGCUUCAGCAGCUGCGGCAGCGGCAGCAGCGGCGGCCAAUGGAGUCCCGCAGCCCAAGCCGGAAUUUAGUUUUAAGCCAGAGUUUAAGGAGUAGAAAGGAUGCAUGUCCUUAGGAUAGUUUAAAGAAAAAAGACAAACGGACCAAGGACGACUUGUAAAUAAGAGCUUAAAGCAGGAUCUGUACAGUAGUAGGAAUAGGUUUUUGGAACAAGAUCGGGAGCAGGACAUGUCAUCCUUUCCUCCACAAAAGCCAACUCAUCCACACUUUGAAAGCUUUUAAGGUUAGUCCCUCAAAGUGUUGCUGAAUUGGCUUUUCUUCCAAUUUAAUUAAUAUUCUCUUCGAGUGCCACGUUAAUUUUUGAAAUUUGCAGCCAUUUUAAAUAAAAAAAGAUAAAGUCUUGAAUUUUAGUUUGACUAAUACUGUGAUGUUUUUUUAUUAGGCUUUGAACUUGCAACUGAUAGUAGAAUUUGUAGGACUUGCAGGACUUGGGAGAUUUCUGUUAAAAAUAGCCAGUAAGCACCAAAUGAUGUGUGAUAUACUAAUAAAAGAAUACAAAUUGUUUUUGCAUUUUAAACUAAGUAAGCUUUAAAUUAAAAACCUAGAAACUGAGUUACUUACCUGAAUAAAUUCUAAGACUUGUCAUGACUAAGCAUACGAAAUGAGUUUUAAUCAGCUUAUGGAUUUAGAUAAAGCUUUAUAUUGUAGUAGCUUUAUAUUAUAGUAGUUAAGAAUUAAAUAUACGACUAUGCUUUGAUUAAAUAAUUGUUGACUUUAUUACUGUUUUCAUUAAUUAAUGAUUUUAAUCAUAUUCUAACACAAAUCAGCUACACAAAUUCCGGACGCCCCAUGGAAGCAGUCCGACUAAGCAAUACAUAAGUACUUAACACAGAAGCAACUUUUCCUUUUUUUCUUCGCUUGUAAUAUCCAUAUAUCAUAAUAAUAUAUAUACAUAUAUGUAUAUCUGUAUAUAUGUAAACAAUCAAUACAAUCCAAGUACCAUAAUGACAAUGAAAUAGAUUUGUGAGCUUUCUGUAUCCUAUUCGAGAACAAUGUACAAGCAAAUGUCAUCGGAAUCGUUUUAUACAUUUGGUGUUUGAUUUUAGUUUACAUUGCAAAGUAAAACCCUGGGAGAAAUGUACAAAUAUAAUUAAAUUAAGUGUAAUGUUAAGAACUAAUCCACUAGAACUAAAGAAACACGAAAAUCAACAAGUAAGCUACCAAGUAAAUUCGUUACACAUUAACUCAAUAGUAAAAGGGGCUGACUAAAAACAAU
This is a messenger RNA of Drosophila ananassae, 3849 nucleotides long. It is a transcript of the gene cas, whose product is annotated as transcription factor castor. The record is from RefSeq and is a predicted model, not a curated record. Gene Ontology annotation, biological process: regulation of neuron differentiation; positive regulation of transcription by RNA polymerase II. Gene Ontology annotation, molecular function: RNA polymerase II transcription regulatory region sequence-specific DNA binding; DNA-binding transcription factor activity, RNA polymerase II-specific. Bases 258 to 2669 code for a protein of 803 amino acids. Gene Ontology annotation, cellular component: nucleus. NCBI's taxonomy places the organism in Eukaryota, Metazoa, Arthropoda, Insecta, Diptera, Drosophilidae. The transcript has 4 exons.